AUGUACCCCGGGUACGGUACUGUGUACUCCUGUUACAGUAAUGUGUACUCCGGCUAUGGUAAUGUGUACUCGGGUUACGGUACUGUGUACUCGGGUUACGGUACUGUGUACCUGGGUUACGGUAAUGUGUAUUCCGGUUACGGUACUGUGUACUCCGGCUACGGUACUGUGUACUCCGGCUACGGUACUGUGUACUCCGGUUACGGUUAUGUGUACUCCGGUUACGGUACUGUGUACUCCGGCUACGGUACUGUGUACUCGGGUUACGGUACUGUGUACUCCGGUUACGGUAAUGUGUAUUCCGGUUACGGUACUGUGUACCUGGGUUACGGUACUGUGUACUCCGGUUACGGUAAUGUGUAUUCCGGUUACGGUACUGUGUACCUGGGUUACGGUACUGUGUACUCCGGUUACGGUUAUGUGUACUCCGGUUACAGUACUGUGUACUCCGGUUCCGGUUAUGUGUACUCCGGUUCCGGUUAUGUGUACUCGGGUUACGGUACUGUGUACUCGGGUUACGGUACUGUGUACUUGGGUUACGGUACUGUGUACUCCGGUUACGGUACUGUGUACUUGGGUUACGGUACUGUGUACUCCGGUUACGGUAAUGUGUAUUCCGGUUACGGUACUGUGUACCUGGGUUACGGUACUGUGUACUCCGGUUCCGGUUAUGUGUACUCCGGUUACAGUACUGUGUACUCCGGUUCCGGUUAUGUGUACUCCGGUUACGGUACUGUGUACUCCGGUUACGGUUAUGUGUACUCGGGUUACGGUACUGUGUACUCCGGUUACGGUACUGUGUACUCCGGUUAUGGUUAUGUGUACUCGGGUUACGGUACUGUGUACUCCGGUUAUGGUUAUGUGUACUCGGGUUACGGUACUGUCGAGUGCAUGCAGGACAGUGGCCGCUCCCUGCUAGCGGACCUGUUAGAACAGUCUCGAUUCUCGGCUCGGUAA
Molecule: messenger RNA, 957 nt
Organism: Ictalurus punctatus (channel catfish)
Lineage: Eukaryota; Metazoa; Chordata; Actinopteri; Siluriformes; Ictaluridae
Product: prisilkin-39-like
Exons: 2
Coding region: 1-957 (318 amino acids)
Source: RefSeq, a predicted model, not a curated record